UAGAACUCUAAGAGGGUUAUUUUGAGGUCGCACUCGGUUUGUUCACCUCACAUUGCUUCAAUUCUCUGCUUGCUUAGUCAAUACAAUCUUUAAAACAAAUCCUUUGCAGCCAAAAAUUUAAAAAGGGGGAAAAGAAAGAGCUAAACACCGACUCGAUCACCUUGUUGUGAAACACUCAAAGAUGAAGAACGGCAACACCAAGCUGAUUCUUCUCCACCCUUACAUCCAAAAGCAAGGGAGCUCCAACCGGCUAUGGCUUCUCACCUUCAUGUCCUUGUUCACCCUCGCCUUUCUCCUCACAAUCAUAUACACCAGCGGAUUGUACGCAUAUUCAACAGCAACUACAACAACCACCACAACUGCUAAUAUAGCCACCGCCGCCCUAACCGCCACCAACGCUCCAAUGCCGACCACCGUGAUCAACACACUCCUCUAUUACGCAUCGAAAUCAAACGACACGUUCAAAAUGUCAUACUCCGAUAUCAAACCCAUCUCGGACGUACUAAGAAAAUGCUCCUCCCCAUGUAACUUCUUAAUCUUCGGCCUCACCCACGAGACCCUUCUCUGGAAAGCCCUAAACCACAACGGCCGGACGGUCUUCAUCGACGAGAACCGCUACUAUGCCGCCUACAUGGAAGAAAAGCACCCUGAAAUCGACGCCUACGAUGUUCAAUACACGACCAAGACUAGAGAGAUGUCAGAGUUGAUCAAGGCCGCGAAAGAACAGAUCAGAAACGAGUGCCGGCCGGUUCAGAAUCUCUUGUUCUCAGAAUGCAAGCUCGGAAUCAAUGAUCUUCCAAACCAUGUCUACGAGGUGGACUGGGACUUGAUCUUGAUCGACGGGCCGAGAGGAGACUGGCCUGAUUCUCCCGGUAGGAUCUCUCCCAUCUUCACCUCCGGCGUUCUGGCCCGGAGCAAAAAAGGCGGGAGCGGGAAGACUCACGUGUUCGUUCAUGACUUCAGGAGAAACGUGGAGAGGGUUUGCGGGGAAGAGUUUCUUUGCCGAGAGAAUUUGGUGGAGGAAAGCGCAACGAUGGGGCAUUAUGUGGUGGAGAGGAUGGAGGAGACUAGCUUCCAGUUCUGCCGCAACAACAACAACAACAACAACAACAACCACCGUGAAGUGACGUCAACUUCGGCGAAUAACUCUUCUUCUUCUUAGUCGUCGUCUAAGUAAUUGUGGGUAUGUUAAUAACGAUCAUCUAUACAGAUUCAUGACAAUAGUACGUUAUGGGCAUGGGAUAUAUAGCAUUGGCGCCAUAAGGAAGUCAAAUUUGUAACGUUGGGGUUGUAAAUU
This is a messenger RNA of Argentina anserina (silverweed cinquefoil), 1297 nucleotides long. Its product is annotated as protein IRX15-LIKE-like. The transcript has a single exon. Gene Ontology annotation, cellular component: Golgi apparatus. Gene Ontology annotation, biological process: xylan biosynthetic process; plant-type secondary cell wall biogenesis. Bases 182 to 1162 code for a protein of 326 amino acids. The record is from RefSeq and is a predicted model, not a curated record. Lineage: Eukaryota; Viridiplantae; Streptophyta; Magnoliopsida; Rosales; Rosaceae.